Labeo rohita (rohu) is the source of this 1401-nucleotide messenger RNA. RefSeq names its product NADH:ubiquinone oxidoreductase core subunit S8a (gene ndufs8a). The transcript is spliced from 7 exons. Gene Ontology annotation, biological process: mitochondrial respiratory chain complex I assembly; mitochondrial electron transport, NADH to ubiquinone. NCBI's taxonomy places the organism in Eukaryota, Metazoa, Chordata, Actinopteri, Cypriniformes, Cyprinidae. Gene Ontology annotation, molecular function: 4 iron, 4 sulfur cluster binding; NADH dehydrogenase activity. Gene Ontology annotation, cellular component: membrane. The record is from RefSeq and is a predicted model, not a curated record. Bases 101 to 733 code for a protein of 210 amino acids.
AAAAAAAAAUCACUUCCGCCGCUUUGCAUGUGCAUUUCCUCAGUCGUCCGCUGUUCUGGUUGAGAAGGCCAAAUAGCGAGUGUCCGUACACUUCAUUGAGAUGUCUGCGGCAUUACGUGCGGUCUACACCGUAUCCAGGCCAGGGUCAUUUCUGGCCAGUCAAAAUGUUGUACGUCCUCUCAGCCUAUCCGCACACAGAGCAGGGAUUAAGUAUGUCAAUAAUCAGGAGGAAGCCACAGAUAUGAAGUCCAUCACGGACCGUGCAGCUCAGACCCUUUUGUGGACAGAGUUGUUCAGAGGUUUGGGAAUGACCAUGAGCUAUCUUUUCCGCGAACCUGCCACAAUCAACUAUCCGUUCGAGAAGGGCCCUCUGUCGCCCCGCUUCCGCGGUGAACAUGCGCUGCGCAGGUACCCCUCUGGAGAGGAACGGUGCAUUGCAUGUAAACUUUGUGAGGCCAUUUGCCCAGCCCAGGCUAUCACAAUUGAGGCUGAACCUCGUGCUGAUGGCAGCAGGAGAACAACGCGUUAUGACAUAGACAUGACCAAAUGCAUCUACUGUGGCUUUUGCCAGGAGGCCUGUCCUGUUGAUGCUAUAGUCGAGGGUCCCAACUUUGAGUUCUCCACAGAAACUCAUGAGGAACUGCUUUAUAACAAGGAGAAACUCCUCAACAAUGGAGACAAGUGGGAGGCUGAGAUCGCUGCCAACAUCCAAGCUGACUAUCUCUACAGAUAAAUAAAUGUCAUGGACUGUCUCAUCUCAACAAAGUGACAACAUAUUCUUCACCAUGCUCUUUUACCAGUAAUCACAGUGUCAAUUGCAUAUGGAAGAUUUGGUUUUAGACAGUUACUGUUGUGCCGAGUACACAUUUUCAAGUCCCAGGGACUGACUUUUUUGUGGAGAUGCAUAUAAUUUUUGAUUUCUUUCAGGUUGAGCAUACAUAUAGAUGCUCAGGUCUAAAAUUAAGUUCACACGUUAAUGUCCAUAAACUACAGAAACCUUAAAGUGGUGCCUCACAUUGAAACAUUUCUACAUCUAAAGCUGUCAUUUUGACUUUUCAAGAGCAUCACUGUCACAGCAAUUGUUGAGGUAUGUUGUGUAAUAAACAGUGUCUAAUGGCAGGAUGAAAACUAUCAAGAAUGACGCACUAUUUUGAGGCCAAUGUUACAUUCUCAUUUUGAGGCAGUCGAUCCAUCCUUCCCAUUUCUUCCUUCUUCCUUUCGUAUUAUGACCAUCAGUGGAUUUAAAUGAAGAAAGUUGUAACAAACAGAAGCACUUCGACAAGUGUGUUGAAUUGAUCACACAUUAUAUCCUUACAGGUAAAAACAUUUUAUUUGUCCUUGUGAGAACUGUACAAAGACUUGUGGACCGUAUAUAAUAAAUUAAUGCUCUGUCCAAAUCUU